Molecule: messenger RNA, 1986 nt
Organism: Molossus molossus (Pallas's mastiff bat)
Lineage: Eukaryota; Metazoa; Chordata; Mammalia; Chiroptera; Molossidae
Product: KIAA1328 ortholog
Exons: 15
Coding region: 1-1986 (661 amino acids)
Source: RefSeq, a predicted model, not a curated record
AUGGCGGACGUGGCGGGCCCCUCCCGCCCGGGCGCCGCGGCGUUCUGGAGCCGGGACUUUUCUGAUGAAGAACAAUCAGUAGUGUAUGUUCCAGGAAUUUCUAAAGAAGGAAAUAUCAGAUCAAGACACAAGUUGAUGAGUCCAAAAGCUAAUGUUAAACUUAAGACUUCCAGGGUGACUGCUCCUUCAUUCUCCAUGGAGUCUUUAAAAGGUGCAGGAGAUUCCAUAAAUGAACAGAAUUUCUGCAAGGGACAAAUAAAGAGUGCAUCGUUGAAGGAUUUAUGUCUUGAAGACAAAAGACGCAUUGCAAACUUAAUUAAAGAACUGGCCAGAGUAAGUGAGGAAAAGGAAGUGACAGAAGAACGACUCAAGGCUGAGCAGGAAUCUUUUGAGAAGAAGAUCAAGCAGUUGGAAGAACAGAAUGAACUGAUCAUCAAAGAAAGGGAAGUUGACUGCAUUCCUGCAUCAUUGUAUUACUGUCUGCUAGCAGCUGAUUUGCUGGCUCCCAUAUCGGCAAACUAUUGGCUAAUAUCUCAUCAUUGCUGGUAUUGGUCCCCUGAAGAGGCAGGGACUCCAGACAAGGCUCAGCUACAGUAUAGAGAAUGCCAAGAACUUCUAAGCCUCUAUCAGAAAUAUCUAUCAGAACAGCAAGAGAAGCUCGCUAUGUCUGUCUCAGAACUAGAUGCUGCUAGAAUUCAGGAACAACAGGUAUUCAGUAGGAAAAACACUCUCCCAUCUUCGUCUAUGGAACUGGAUGGUUCCUACUUGAGUGUAGCCAAACCACAAACCUGCUAUCAAACCAGACAAAGGCCUACUAAGACUGCAAACCAGGACUUGGCUGCCAAAUCCCUUGCAGAGUUCAGGAAUAAUUCUUGGAAACCAUCAGCCCUUCAUAAUCCCAAAGAGGAUCUAGACAGGGUGCUUUUAGAGACUAGAACAUGUGAUUAUGGAUCCCCAGGGAACAAACCAGCAGUUACAGUCUCUACAGAGAAAGUUCCAUCAGAGGAAUUGAAGAUGAAGGAAUGCCAACACCUUAAACCUACUCCAUCUAGACUGUGUUGUGGUCGUAGACUUUCGGAAAAUGCAGAUCAUGUUCAUCCUACAGAAAUGGCCCCUCAGUAUUCCAAGGCACACCCAGAAUCGUGCCAUUAUUGUGGGCGUUUCUGGGCAUCUCUGAUGCAUGGCCAAGGGGUGCUGCAGCCCAGUGAAACUGACUUCAAAAAACUACUCUCAGAAGAUAGAAGGCAGCAACUUAUGCUUCAAAAAAUGGAGCUGGAAAUUGAAAAGGAGCGCCUUCAGCAUCUGCUGGCCCAGCAGGAGACAAAGCUUCUUCUAAAACAGCAGCAACUUCAUCAGUCUCGCCUAGACUUCAAUUGGUUAAGAACUCAAGCUGUAAGAUUUAAGAAAGAACUGGUUGCUGAUAAAGAGCUUACUAAACCCCGAGAGCUCAGCCUGGAUAUGAAUGGGAGUGACUCUGGACCAAGUUUGUUGAUGUCAGCAUGUGAUGGUUGGCUGCAUGGAACCUCAUCAUCCAUCAAAAAGAAGCAAGAGUCCACUAACAGUGGAGAGAAUAGAAGGGAGAAGAAGACAGUUGGGUUUCAGUCACCUAUAGAAGAUGAUGCCCUGUGGACAUGUGAAAAGAAAGAUACACAUCGACCCCAAAGAGGGACAAUGACAGGAAUUAGAAAAGAUGCAUCCACAUCUCCUAUGACAACAGAAAGCCAAAAGGAGCUUGUAAGCACAACCAUGUCAUCAUUCCAAAACGACACCUCCCGGUAUGAGACAUCUUUGUUGGAUUUGGUUCAAUCUCUGAGCCCAAAGUCUGCUUCUAAACCUCAGCCCCAUCCCUCCAGAGAAGCUGGGGUCUGGAACCACAGGACUUGCCGACUCAGUUCCCUAAAAUCAGCCCGGAAGAAGACAAGAGCAGGUGGGACCCCUGAAGACCUGGAGGAGGAUCAAAUUCUGGAAGAUAUAUUUUUCAUUUGA